Effrenium voratum is the source of this 1287-nucleotide messenger RNA. NCBI's taxonomy places the organism in Eukaryota, Dinophyceae, Suessiales, Symbiodiniaceae. The record is from the annotation of a GenBank genome assembly.
AUGGCGGAUCCGAAGCCGCUGCUGGAGACCUCCGUGCUGCUGGAGCGGCAGAUCUCAGGGCUUCUGCACUCGGUGGCCUGCGGCUGCGAGGAGGUGCGGGCCACGCUGGCAGCCCACCAGGCGGCCGCCCAAGUACUCGAGAAGGCCGCUUUCGGCGAGCGGAUCUCGGGUUGCACGCAGCUGGAGCAGUCCGAAGGCGCGCGCAUCCCCGGUGAGCUGCCGGACACGGCAAACGUCACAGGGGAGAAGCGGCGCUCGAAAGUGGCAUUCAGCCCGGGCUUUACCUCGGUGGUGCCCAGGGAGCGAGACUCGGUGAGCGCCCAUCGCCUCACGGUGGAGCUCGCGAAGAGAAGCGCCAACGACGAGAGGACAGGAAGCUCACCUAAGAGCAACGAAAAGCAUCGGCAUACGGUGUUCUUUGACGCGGACACGCUGAAGAAGAAGCUAAAGGAAGACUUGAGCAAGGACACCUAUGACGUGUGCUCUUUGUACUACACGGAAGGCUUUUGCCAGCGGGUGGCGCGGAGCCGCGCCUUCGAGCUGGCGACCUUCGCGGCGUUGGCCAGCAACGCCCUGUGGACAGGCAUUGAGAUGGAGAUCAACGACGCCCCGGCCAUUCAGCAAGCUCACCCCGCGAUCAUCGUGAUCGAGAAUCUCUUCAUCCUCUUCUUCAGCCUGGAGCUGGCCUUGCGCUUCGGCGCCUUCCGAAGGAAGAAGCAGGCGCUGCGCGACUUCUGGUUUGUCUUCGACGCGAGUUUGGUGUUGCUGAUGUGGUCUGAGACCUGGGUGCUGUCUCUGUGCCUUGCGCUCUUCGCGCCCGGCACCGGGUCUGAGCGCUUCCGUUUGCUGCGCCUGCUGCGCUUUACCCGCCUGGCCCGCAUGGCACGAUUGCUCCGCAGCAUCCCGGAGCUACUGAUCAUCGUGCGCGCCAUCGCCAUCGCUCUGAAAUCCGUCUUCUUUCUAAUGGUUCUCUUGCUGGGCCUGGUCUACGUCUUUGCCCUACUCUUCACCCAGCUGAUGGACGGCAAGAACCAGCCGCCAGGCUCGCUGGCCCACGACAGCUUCGGGACUUUGCCGCAGGCCAUGAAUACCUUACUGCUGGCCGGGGCGUUGCCAGACCAGUCCACCCUGUUGGAGGAUGCCGGGGCCUCCCACUUCCUGCUGUACCCGCUGAUGCUUCUGUACAUGCUCUUGGCGUCGCUGACGGUGAUGAACAUGCUGGUGGGCAUUUUGUGCGAGGUUGUGAGCGUCGUGUCUGCCGUGGAGAAAGAGGAGAGAUCCUCCUGA